Messenger RNA from Suillus plorans, 423 nucleotides. RefSeq lists its product as uncharacterized. The transcript has 3 exons. The record is from RefSeq and is a predicted model, not a curated record. Lineage: Eukaryota; Fungi; Basidiomycota; Agaricomycetes; Boletales; Suillaceae. Bases 1 to 423 code for a protein of 140 amino acids.
AUGCAUCCACGUCGGAAGCAAUGUCACUCUAAAAGUUACCUUCAGCUUGCAGCUUUCCUCAAUGCACAAGAGAAACUCAAUGAAAAUGAGUUUCAUCAAAUGGUCCACUCUGGAACUCAAAUGACAAGCAUCAACGAGGAAUAUGAAAACGAUCUAGAAUCUCAGCUGCGCCAUGUCAAGGAACAGUUAAAGAGCGCACAAAUUCAUAUUGAGUUCCUUUCAGAAAGGAUGAAGACGUACAGGUAUAGAUGGCUAGAACAGUACUACUGCGCUGACAACCUCGAGCACCAUAUGCUGGAUGGUGUCUAUGUGCCCAAGCUCGAUCAGAUUCCAGAAAGUGCCACUUCGCCUAGCUUCUUUCCAGAGCUGUUGAGCUGGAGUCUGGAAGGUUCAGAUUGGAGAGAGCAUAGCACUGAUCUGUAA